Molecule: messenger RNA, 5161 nt
Organism: Alosa sapidissima (American shad)
Lineage: Eukaryota; Metazoa; Chordata; Actinopteri; Clupeiformes; Clupeidae
Gene: kbtbd8
Product: kelch repeat and BTB (POZ) domain containing 8
Exons: 4
Coding region: 97-1902 (601 amino acids)
Molecular function (GO): protein binding
Source: RefSeq, a predicted model, not a curated record
CUUCGACAGAAAUGAUUGGAUAGUGCUUGUUUCCGGGGCUCAGAUCCACUGGUGACGUCUGGUUUUACCAUCUGCAGCGAGACAGACUGGGCGAGAAUGGCUGCCGGGGGAGAGGUCGGAAAGCUGUUACAAGUGCAGAAUGGAACUCCAGCAAAUACAAGCAUCAAUGGGGUAGACGCUCUUCAUGCAUGCAACGUCCUCCAGCAGCUGAAAGUCCUGUAUGAUGAAGCACAGUUGACCGAUAUCGUUGUGGAGGUGGACCAUGGCAAGACAUUUUCCUGUCACAGAAAUGUCCUGGCCGCCAUUAGCCCUUACUUCAGAUCCAUGUUCACAAGUGGCCUUACAGAAAGCAGCCAGCGAGAGGUACGCAUCGUUGGCGUGGAAUCAGAGUCCAUGCACCUAGUCCUGGACUACGCCUACACGUCCCGCGUCACGCUCUCCGAGUCCAACGUGCAGGCGCUUUUCACAGCCGCCAGCAUCUUCCAAAUCCCGGCACUGCAGGACCAGUGUGCCCAGUUCAUGAUCAGCCGCUUGGACCCGCAGAACUGUAUCGGCGUGUUCAUGUUUGCGGACGCGUACGGGCACCAGGAGCUGCGGGAGCGCUCGCAGGACUACAUCCGCAAGAAGUUCCUGUGCGUGGUGGGCGAACAGGAGUUCCUGCACCUGACCAAAGAGCAGCUGGUGGGCAUCCUGAACAGCGACGACCUGAACGUGACCAAGGAGGAGCACGUGUACGAAAGCGUGGUGCGCUGGCUGGAGCAGGACCGGGACGGGCGCCAGACUCACCUGGAAGAGGUGUUCUCCAAGUGCAUCCGCCUGCCGCUGCUGGACGAGGCCUUCCGCAGCCGCAUCCCGCCAGCCCUGGCGAUCGCCAUGCCCAAGGAGCCCGUCGACAAGGGCCACCUCAAUGGCACCAACGGGUGUCCGCAGCGGCUGGGCAUGACCGCCUCCGAGAUGGUGAUCUGCUUUGACGCGGCACACAAGCACUCAGGGAAGAAGCAGACGGUGCCUUGCCUGGACACGGCCACAGGGAAGGUGUACAAGCUGUGCAAGCCGCCCAACGACCUCCGCGAGGUGGGCAUCCUGGUCACCUCGGAGAACGACAUCUACAUCGCCGGCGGGUACCGGCCCAGCAACAGCGAGGUGUGUAUCGACCACCGGGCAGAGAGCGACUUCUGGCAGUACGAGCACGCCAACAACCGCUGGUUGCCGCGGGCGCCACUGCUGCGGGCGCGCAUCGGCUGCCGGCUGGUGCACUGCUGUGGAAAGCUGUACGCGCUGGGAGGUCGCGUCUACGAGGGCGAUGGGCGGAACGCGCUCAAGUCGGUCGAGUGCUACGACGCCCGUGACAACUGCUGGACUGCCGUUAGCCCCAUGCCCGUUGCCAUGGAGUUUCAUAGUGCUGUGGAGUAUAAGGAAAGGAUCUACGUCUUGCAAGGGGAGUACUUCUUCUUCUUUGAUCCUCGGAGGGACUACUGGGGCCACUUAACCCCCAUGAGCAUCCCGCGGAGCCAGGGACUGGCUGUGCUGCAUAGAAACUGCAUCUACUACAUCGCCGGCGUCUGCAGGAACCACCAGCGCACCUUCACCGUGGAGACGUACGACAUCGAGCAGAACGUCUGGAGCCAGCGGCACGACCUGCCAUUUGACCAGGCCACCAGCCCCUACAUCAAGGCACUGCUGCUGGGCGGCAAGCUGCACCUGUUUGUGCGCGCCACGCAGGUGAUGGUCGAGGAGCACGUCUUCCGCACCAGCCGCAAGAACUCCCUCUACCAGUAUGACGACGAGGCGGACCAAUGGAAGAAGGUCUACGAGACGCCCGAUCGCCUCUGGGACCUGGGCCGCCAUUUUGAAUGCGUGGUGGCCAAACUCUACCCACAGUGUCUUCUCAAAGUGCUCUGAUACAGCGGGGAGGAGAGGGGUAAUUGCCACCCUUGGCAUGCCUGAGGUGCUACUCGGCCACAGGGGUCAGAUGACGCCCUGCUCUGAGUGUCUCGGUCUAGAGACCAUCAGGAUUUCUAAAGUCUUAAACAAAGUGUUUGAGUGUCCGAAGGACAGCGUUUUGUUGUUGUUGUCGUCGUUGCUGUGGGUGUACACUCUUCUAAAGGUGCCCGUCGUCGAUGCCUGUCCAGUGAGCACAGGGCACCCACACGAUUACUUGUUUUACAGCCGUACAAUGAAUCAUAAGUGCAAUUAUCAUAUGGUUUGCAAAACAUGUGUUUGAGCCAUCUGUCAUUCUUCUAGGUUUAAGACCGUUAGGGUAGGAUUGGUGUUUUCGUUUUUUCUUUAGUUUUGUUGGCAUGCAGUGUUGAGGGUGUUGUGAUGGGGCAACCUCUGGAAAUGGGUUCGUGCAGAGCAUUGACACCAGAAGUACAAAAAGCAAAUAUAUGAAAGAAUAUAUAGCUAUAUGUACUCAUACGGGUAUGUUGAGCGGGUGUGCUCUGUUAGGUAGCUAGGUUUAGAGAAAAAAAAAAAAAGUAAUUUUGAUUUUGCCGUUCUUUUCAUUUUACUGUUUUGUGACGUUUGCCAUGCCUCCUAAUGCUUGGCCAUUCAUUUUAGAAUUGAGUUUGAGAUGUUUGUUUUACGUUUGAGUGUGUUUGGUUGUGAUAGGUAUGCGUUAUCAUUUUGGUGCAUUUCGUUGCAUUGCCAAGAUGUGCGAGAGGCCCCUCAUGCUGUUUCAUAAAACAGGCUUCCCUACUAUCUAUAUAUCUAUCUAAAUAUAUAUAUGUGUGUGUGUGUGUGUGUGUGUGUGUGUGUAUGUAUGUAUAAGUAUUGGUUAUGAAUGUUUGCAGUACGUCUCACCAGUUUGCUAUACAUCACACAUUUUAUGUUUUGAAUUUUUCUUUUUUGUUGGUUUAUUUUGAGAUUAUUUUUGUUUGUCUUGUUUUGUGAAUCAGUAUGGUGGACAUUUUGGGUCUUACUCAACAUCCAAAUCUCUCAUGAAAAACAACUUACACCAGCCAGAACAUCUGUAGAAAGAAGUUACUUAGUCUCCAUAUUGGAGUAGAGAAAAAUAUGAUGAGUACAGCUGAAUGGGUAGCUGUGAGGUGUGUGUGUGUGUGUGUGUGUGUGUGUGUGUGUGUGUGUGUGUGUGUGUGUGUGGAGGGAGGAUCCAAAACGGACUGGACAGUAGGUUUUGCUGACAGAAGCGCCAUGCCUGUCUGAUAGGGAGUGAAGGGAAGAUUGUGGAGAGAGGGAUGUUGAUUUUUCUCAUUUUUAAAAAAAAGAAAGUAGUUGGGUCUGAGUGGUCAUCUCUCCGCAGGUGGCUGUCUGUGGACUUGACUCAGACUCUAAAACAAAACAUCUGCAUUCAGACAGGGCAUCUCAAAGGCCAAAAAUGCAUUCUGCGAAAUGCGCCAUUGUGGUCUGGAACGUUUGGUUCUCGUAGCAAUAACAGUAGAAGCUGAAAUUGUGUGGACAGGGGCGAAGGGAUAGGCUAGGCCUAAGGCGAAAGAACGAACAUAUUCCUCAAUUCUUCGAGAAAGUGCAUUAACAGUUGUUGCUAGCUAAAUGUUUGGUGCUGAAAUCGAUGUGAUCUGUGUGAGUUCUUAAGAGUGGUUUGAAGUCAUGUCCCUGCGAGUCCGUUAAGUGCAGAAUCCCUCCGGGAUGUCAUUGUGCCUAUAGAUAAAACAAAGCAGGCCUGCAGACAGAAUGCCGGCUGCGUGAUAUUUGCCUGUUGGAGUCGCAAGCGAAGCCCCUCUAAAGUCUUACUCAUUGUUGCACUGAAUCAUUUUUUCCACUUUUAAAAAACGGCUUGCCACUGCAAAUUAUUCCACACAACCGCCCACCCACCCACUCCACAGACAUAAGUCAGGAUGGAGAAGCAUCCUGAGCUGUGUGUGUAUAUCCAUGCAUUCUCACUUCCUGGAAUACGAAUACCGAAAAAGAAGAAACAUUUGGUGCUGCUUAUUUGACAAUCUUGUACAGAAUUACAUGACGAUUACAGCCAUCGGGUAACGUCCCUUAUUGUAGCGCAACAUUGUUUUUUUUCUCAGUAGUUUUGAUCAUACACAGGUUCCUGCAGGUCCUGAGUUUGCACUACAUCCUCCUUUUAAUUGUGAAUAGCGGAGGUUGUCCUUUUCAAUCAGAUGACAAAGCAAUCUUGUGGAGAAAGCAGAACUCAAAACCUCAAAGCUCUGUUUCACAAAAAAAUAAAAUAAAUGUUAGUUUUAGUUUCGCCAUGUAUAGCAAGCGAUUGCAAAAGAUUUGAAAACAGUCAACAUAGACGGAUCACAGCUUGGCUUUGCUGUCAUCUGCCCCUCAUUGCUUUGCCGUCCCUGCCAGAUACAAGGCUCUGCGGGAAGCUACAGUGACUGGCGACGAUCAUGUGACUGUGGGGCGGGGACUGUCAGCACCUCAGAACCUCUUGACCCCGCCCAUGGCCUCCUCACCCCAUGUGAACCGCUGAAAAAAAGCUCAGAGGUGCAGGAACCCGAAGCAACGGACAACUCUCAGGAUUUCUAUUGUUAAACACAGUACUGUAUUUAAAUCAUUUGUUUAAAUGUGUAUUAUACUGUAUCAUAUGUUUGCUGUACUUGCACAGUUUCUUUUUUCUUUUUCUUUUUUUAAACAAACCCUGUUUGUUACCCUUCCCAACUUGAAUAAUAGAUGUGAUGGGUUGUUUGUAUGUCUCUGAUGGGUGUAUUAUUUUCUUUUUUCUAUAUUUACUCGUAGGUUUGGGUAUGUGAAAGAUUUUGCUCUGGGGUUUAAGAAAAAAAAAAGAAAAAAAAUACUCUCCAAACAAAAUCACAUUCGCUAUUAUAAAGUUCUAAUUCUCUAUUUUUGGAUUGCAUCACCACAGUAACAGUAUAAACUACAACUACAAAGCAUUACAGAUAUUAACUCCGUACAUUAACCUCUCAACAAACACCAGUCAUCCGUUGUACAAAAAGCUUCGUAAGAGAUAAAAACACACCUUAUGCUAUUGCCUGCUUUCCAUGCAAAAUGCUAUAGAGCUUGUGCUACCUUUGUUUGGCUCUCAAAGCUUUCUUGAGUAUCCACAGUUUGGUGGAUACCACCAGUGAGUUCUUCCUUCUAUUUGACUUUCUUUUUUCACUUUUGUUUGCUUGGUUGUAUGAUAUGAAACUUUGGUAACUAUUAAUUGAUCUUUACUGUGAACUUCACAUUGCACAUAAUUUGAAAAUAAAACAUUAAAAUGAAA